Molecule: messenger RNA, 1322 nt
Organism: Pocillopora verrucosa
Lineage: Eukaryota; Metazoa; Cnidaria; Anthozoa; Scleractinia; Pocilloporidae
Product: B9 domain-containing protein 2-like
Biological process (GO): cilium assembly
Cellular component (GO): MKS complex
Source: RefSeq, a predicted model, not a curated record
UAAAUGUUUUGCUGAGUAAACGGCAAUGGCGGAAGUACAUGUUAUAGGUGAAAUCAUCGGUGCAAGCGGGUUCCCCUCACAUAAUUUAUACUGCAAAUGGUCUGUCCAUGUUGACGGUUUGUGGAAACUUUUAGCUGGACAAAAAGAGGGCCAAACGCAAGUGGACAACCCCCAGAACGAGGAUUGUGCGCGAUGGUGCCAUCCCAUAGACUUGCAUUUUGCGACCAAAGGACUGAAAGGAUGGCCAAAGUUUCAUUUCCAAGUUUGGCACCAAGACUCUAAUGGACGAAACGAGAUUUAUGGUUAUGGUUACUGCCAUGUGCCAACAUCACCUGGAACUCACAACGUUGAUUGCGUGACAUGGCGACCUCUCAGUUCGAGCAAGUCAGAACAGCUUCGUAGCUUUUUUGUCGGUGGUGCACCACAGUUAAAGACUUCAGAUGUUAUCUACACUGGUGGAGACCGAUAUAAAUUGAGAACGAUUGCCAUGGGUUCGAUACAUUUGCAAUUAGGCGUGAUAACGAGAAACUUUGAUAAAUUUGGGGUAGAAUGUUAAUAUAAAUAUUUUGUUAUGUUUUAAAACAAAAUAAUUGACUUUACAUCUUGCCAAUAUUGGACGAAACUAAGAUUCAAAGCUUAGCUUCCUCUACCAGCUGCAGGGCUACUUCAAAAUCGCAAGCUGAGGAAAGUGUUUCAACCAAAAGUUAACUUUUGCACACAUGCUUCAUUGUAGUUGUUGUAAACACAAUCUAUAAAUAAGCCUACCGUGGUCUAUCAAUCCACCAAGGGUAUCUACAAGGAAGAUUUAUUACUCUCAAAAAGUCGCUGAAAGCCAAACUGUAAUCGUGAUUUAUUUAAACUGUUGCAUAGCUGUAAUAAAUACAGUAGACAGUGUGCACUUCUUUGGUUGAAAACGUUCAAAAUAUUGAUGUUGUUUCAGUUUUACCAGUUAAUGCUGAAUCAAACACUAUCCUAAAACCUGUUAUGUCCUUGAUAAAGGCUAAAAGCCCUAAAGCUCUAAAAAUUAUAACUGAUAUUUACAGUAAUAUUCUGUUGUAUUUAACGACUACUCACCAAAGUGGAGGUCACUUGUGGUGGAUAUUUUCAGAGGAAUAAAGUGACAAAGUAAAUAUCCACUGCAAACCACCAACACUGAGGUGAAUAUUUGUUUCAGUAUAUACUAUACUUUACUCUUCCUGCAACAAUUACACUAUUUUCAAAUUCUCCUUGUCAACAACAAAAAUGUGUAUUGAGAGGAGUAUGGAGAAUAACUUAGGAAUAUUGACAUUAAAAGAUUGUCCAGGGUUAGUGCUUGAACCAAA